Messenger RNA from Guillardia theta CCMP2712, 1023 nucleotides. RefSeq lists its product as hypothetical. Gene Ontology annotation, molecular function: oxidoreductase activity. Lineage: Eukaryota; Cryptophyceae; Pyrenomonadales; Geminigeraceae. The transcript is spliced from 5 exons. Bases 1 to 1023 code for a protein of 340 amino acids. The record is from RefSeq and is a predicted model, not a curated record.
AUGGCAGAGAGCCAAGUGGCCGCUGCUGUCGAGUUCAACCAGCUGGGCGGGGACUUACCAUGCUGCAAGGUACUCACCGGGAUGUGGCAACUGUCAGGUGCGCAUGGGUACAGACCGGACAAGGUGAAGACGGUGGAAGCCAUGAAGAAACAUGUUGAAGCUGGCUUCACCACCUUCGAUCUUGCCGACCAUUAUGGAAAUGCAGAGCUCAUGACGGCCCUCUUCCGGAAAGAGCACCCUGAGCUCUGGGCGAAGUCUCAGUUCUAUACCAAGUGGGUCCCGAUGCCCGGCGACAUGAAACGAAGUGUGGUUGAGAAGGCUGUCAACGAGCGGUUGAAGAGAAUGGGCACGGAAAAGCUUGAUCUCCUUCAAUUUCAUUGGUGGGAUUACGGGAGCAAGAACCAGUACAUGGAAGCCCUCAAGCACAUGCAGGACAUGGUGGAUGAAGGGAAGAUCAAUCACCUCGCCCUCACGAAUUUCGACACGCAGAACUUGGAGUCGAUUGUGAAUGGGGGGAUCAAGAUCGUCUCGAAUCAGGUGCAGUACAGCAUCAUCGAUCAGCGACCACAGAAGUUCAUGGCUCCUUUCUGCUCUAAGAAUGAUAUCAAGUUGCUCGCAUACGGCACGGUUUGCGGAGGUUUCCUGACAGAUAAAUAUGUCGGCCACAAGAAACUGAAGAACGAAGAUUUCGACACGGUCUCUAAGCAGAAGUAUUACAACAUGAUCCGCGCUUGGGGCGGCUGGGAUCUGUUUCAGGAACUUCUUGCCAAGAUGAAGAUCGUUGCUGACAAGCAUGGCGUCUCGGUUGCUAACGUGGCUCAAAGAUGGGUCAUCGACCAGCCCUCCACGGGAGGAGCGAUCGUCGGAGCUCGCCUGGGGCUUCAAGAGCAUAUCGACGACAACUUGCGGGUAUUUGGCUUCAAACUGGACAAGGAAGAUUUUGAUCUGAUAGCUUCGGUUACAUCUCAAUCUAACGACUUGUUCAAGGUCAUCGGCGACUGCGGCGAUGAAUACCGCGGAUGA